AUGGGGUCCGAACACUAUCCUGUGAAACAUAGUGGGAUCUACCACAACCUGCCAACCUUUGACCCAGCCAUUAAGAACCUCACCGCCAUCGUCACUGGAGCAAAUGGCAUCUCAGGCUUCCACACAAUGCGGGUUCUGCUCGCAAGCCCGGAACGGUGGAGCAAAGUAUAUGCCUUGUCCAGAAGACCGCCACCCAAGGAAAUGAUGGGAUUACUCAAGCCGGAGGAGCGUUCACGUGUCCAACAUGUCGCCGUUGACUUUCUUGAGGAUCCUAAGAAGAUUGCUGAUGCGAUGACCUCGGCUGGCGUGAAAGCUGACUACAUCUUUUUCUAUUCCUACCUGCAGCCAAGACCUCCGCCCGGUGCGGUGGUGUGGUCAAACAGCGACGAGCUCGUGAAGGUGAAUAGUGCGCUACUUGACAAUUUCCUCGGCGCGCUUACCCAGGCCAACAUCAUCCCGAAGCGCUUUUUACUCCAGACAGGCGCCAAGCAUUACGGCGUUCAUAUCGGUCGAGCACGGGUACCCGCCAUCGAAUCAGACCCUCCACCUGCUCAUCUCGAACCAAACUUCUACUACCCACAAGAGAAGUCUUUACGUCAGUUCUGUGAAGCAAACCAAACUACCUGGAACGUAAUCCGUCCGGCCUGGAUUCUUGGCGCCGUCAAUAAUGCUCAAAUGAAUGCCUUGCACCCUUUCGCCAUAUACGCCGCUGUACAAGCUCAGAAGGGGGAACCGUUGUACUUUGCAGGGGAUUGGGAUGCGUGGCAAGGGGAGUCGCACCAUUCUAGUGCCAUGCUCACUGGGUACCUUUCAGAAUGGGCGGUGUUGGAGGACAAGUGCAAGAAUCAGGCUUUCAACUCUGUGGAUACCGGAGCCAUCAGCUGGGACAGGUUCUACGAGGAAUUGGUGCGUUGGUUUGGUGUUGGGAAGGGUAUUCAUCCCCCAGAAGAGGAUCUGAGCAAGUUCCACGAGAUCAAGGGUAGGAGUGGGAAGGAUACUCCCAUGGGCUACGGCCCAGCUCCGGUCAUGCGCAGCCUCUUCUCCCUCGUCGACUGGGCCUCGAAACCGGAAAACAAAGAGGCCUGGCAGCAGCUGAUGAAGGCCUCCGGAGGCCAACUCACUGAUGAUCCGUUCAGAGACCCUCAAGCGAACUUUGAAUUCGGGGACGCCGCCUUCCUGAGAGUCGGCAGUCUUGCCAUGAACAAGGCCCGACGCAUGGGCUGGACAGGCUUCGUCGACACAAUAGAGGCUCUCUUCGAGAUGUACUCGGAGAUGGGUGACCUCGGGAUGGUACCGAGAAUGAAAGUCAAUGCGGCCAAGCCGUUAGUGUAG
This is a messenger RNA of Cladophialophora yegresii CBS 114405, 1332 nucleotides long. RefSeq lists its product as uncharacterized. NCBI's taxonomy places the organism in Eukaryota, Fungi, Ascomycota, Eurotiomycetes, Chaetothyriales, Herpotrichiellaceae. The record is from RefSeq and is a predicted model, not a curated record. The transcript is spliced from 3 exons. The coding region runs from base 1 to 1332 and encodes 443 amino acids.